GUAGGCAUCCAAUGCGCAGUGAUGCUGCGUGUCGGUCGUAAAUCAAUAUCUAGACUAGACUUGUUUGAGACCUGAAUGCUGUGGGGUAGUUUGUGUUCAGUGCCCACCCGGUCGCCUCCGGGUGCGGGCGAAGUUUCGGUCGUGCCUCUAGACAUGCUCACCAACAAAUGUUUACCCGACUACAAUAGUCCUAAGAAGGGUACAUUUUUGGAAAAUAUUUCUUUUAUAUUUUGAGCUAAAUGUGAACAAAGACUUUGGUGUUGGUUGAUCCUGUCUGCUAGCUGCGUGUUGAAGAUGUCAAUUGCGCAAACUUUAAAAGACAGAGAAGCCGACAGUGCCCUCAGUCUCGCUGGAAGUCCGCCUUCUCCGCGUGUUGUCGGACAUGCAGUUACAGCUGCCGGCGCGCGGCGCGGCGCUGCUGCCCGGGCUCGGCGACGUGGACGCGGACAUCGUCACCAGCGCGCUGCACAAGUUCGCCACGCAGAAGCUUAUCACGAUCCGCGAGCGUCCCGAGGGCUCGUCGGAGCUGGGCGUGGAGGUGCUGAGCGCGGAGUCGGGGCGACUGGCGGCCGUGCUGGCGGCGCUGCUGGAGGAGCAGGCGCAGGCUGCUGGCGGUGGGAAGAGGAAGGGUGACGAUGUAGUAGAAGAAGCCCCAGGGGCAAAAGUCUCUAAAGCUACCACAGAGGACAAGAAAGCAGCAAAAGGUGAUACAGACAUUAUGUCCUUACUGGCGAUGCCCUCGAGCCGUGAGAAGGCUGUGAAGCGAGUGGGUGAAGAAAUCAUGGACCUGCUCAGCAAGCCCACGGCCAAGGAGAAGUCACUGGCUGACAAGUUCAAGAGUCAGGGAGGAGCGCAAGUCAUGGAGUUCUGCCCGCACGGCACCCGCUCAGAAUGCGUGCGUGCGUUCAACACCAACAAACAGACCCCAGAAGAAGGGAAAGAGAAUGAGGGAACCUACAGCUGCAAGAAGCUGCACUUCAAGAAGAUCAUCCAGAGCCACACGGACGAGACGCUUGGGGACUGCUCGUUUCUGAACACGUGCUUCCAUAUGGACACUUGCAAAUACGUGCACUAUGAAGUGGACAACACGGACCCAAACGCCAAUGCAAGUAAAACCUGCGAAGUGCCGCAGAAGAGCUCACAAAAUGGUUCAACUGUGGUAGCGAAGGAUCCAAGCGGUGUACUGACUCUGACGCCGCCGCAGUGGCUGCAGUGCGACCUCAGAUAUCUAGACAUGACAUUCUUGGGCAAAUUCUCCGUGAUAAUGGCGGACCCGCCGUGGGACAUCCACAUGGAGCUCCCGUACGGCACCAUGUCGGACGACGAGAUGCGCUGCCUCGGCGUGCCGCAGCUGCAGGACGCCGGCCUCAUCUUCCUGUGGGUCACCGGCAGGGCGAUGGAGCUCGGGCGCGAGUGCCUCAAGCUGUGGGGCUACCAGCGCGUGGACGAGCUGAUCUGGGUGAAGACGAACCAGCUGCAGCGCAUCAUCCGCACCGGCCGCACCGGCCACUGGCUCAACCACGGCAAAGAGCACUGUCUGGUGGGCAUGAAGGGCAACCCCGAGAACCUGAACCGCGGGCUGGACUGUGACGUCAUCGUGGCCGAGGUGCGCGCCACCAGCCACAAGCCCGACGAGAUCUACGGCAUAAUCGAGAGGCUGAGUCCAGGCACAAGGAAGAUAGAACUGUUCGGAAGACCACACAACGUUCAACCUAAUUGGAUAACUCUAGGCAACCAAGUGGACGGCGUCAGGUUGGUGGACCCAGACCUGAUAGCGGCCUUCAAGAAACGCUACCCCGAUGGCAACUGCAUGGCGCCUCCCCCCUCAGACGCCGGCCUGGCCUGAAUGACGAGACGAGUGUAAUAAGUGUAACUAUAUAAUGGCUGACUGACAAGAAGAGACGUGUGUAAUAAGUGUAAUUAUGGAUUUACUAAACGACCAGGGUUGUCGCGUACGGACCCAUUAUCGACGUCAAUAAAUAGAUUUCAUCAAUCACAGUCAUGGUGAAUCGCGAUAUAGUGACGUUUAUCUACGUCGAUAGCGGGACCGUGAAGCGGAAAUAGCUGAGCCGUGCGUAAUAAGUGUAAUUAUGGAUUUGUUACAAGG
Molecule: messenger RNA, 2107 nt
Organism: Plutella xylostella (diamondback moth)
Lineage: Eukaryota; Metazoa; Arthropoda; Insecta; Lepidoptera; Plutellidae
Source: RefSeq, a predicted model, not a curated record